This is a messenger RNA of Scleropages formosus (Asian bonytongue), 4435 nucleotides long. RefSeq names its product diacylglycerol kinase theta (gene dgkq). Gene Ontology annotation, cellular component: membrane. Gene Ontology annotation, molecular function: ATP-dependent diacylglycerol kinase activity. The record is from RefSeq and is a predicted model, not a curated record. Gene Ontology annotation, biological process: phospholipase C-activating G protein-coupled receptor signaling pathway. Lineage: Eukaryota; Metazoa; Chordata; Actinopteri; Osteoglossiformes; Osteoglossidae. Bases 1038 to 3794 code for a protein of 918 amino acids. The transcript has 23 exons.
CAUGCCAAUUCUUCCGCGCCGCUCUCGAAAGGAGGGCAGCGGGUUUGUGCGACCGGCAGGUAACCAAACACGCAACGCGAGCGCGCGUCGUGAGCGCGCGCCGCCGGAGCGCCGAAAACCAGAGCGGCGUCGCGAAGGACGGCAGAAAACAAACCCAAAGAGACCGGAGGCGGAAGUUUUGCGUUUGGUUCUUAAAGCGGCUUCCACACAGUCUGGGCUGGGGAAGCGGGAGGAAAAGGAGACGACGAUGAUUAUUCUCUACGGGCACGACGAUACGCCACGCGUGGAUCCACAGUGACCCCGUCACCAUCCGGCGCGGGUGGGUCUGGAUUCAUCACCAGUCGGACUUUUACCGGCGCGGCGCCGAAAAGAGAAAGAAAAGGAAACGAGGAAAGUGUGGGGAGCGAGCUGCGGAGACGCGGAUCGGGCUUCCAUUCACACGAGUUCUCAGCCGCUGCCUAGUCUGAGGAUUAAACACGGGAUCCGAACCCAUUUCCUACCCGCCACUCGUCCCUCCUCUAGUCGGAUCGCGAGAGUUUGUGCGCAUCCACAUUCUCUUGUUAUUUAAUGUUAUUGUCAUGAUUGUGGACUCUGUGUUUCCGGGCCUGCGAUACGAAGCGAUACGUUCACCGGGCGAAACACUGUGUGUACAAACGCGGUACCCAACAGUGUAACACUGCAGCUCCUGUGAUGUGCGGUGAUCCCCGAACCCAGUUACUGCAUUCGAACCCCGGGCCGCGGACGGACGCGCGGAUCAGCUCCUCCCCUCCGCGUUUCGCACGUUUAAACGACCCAGCGGGCGACAUGGACUAUUUAAUGGAAACACCCCAGUUCACGGAUGGUUUAUGAGGGACUCCUAUCGACGGGGUCGUAGUGAAUUCGUAUUGGUCCAUGUAUCGGUUCUGUUCCUGACCGGAAUGACCACCCCGCGCGUUAUUUAAACACUCUACACACAUAACUUAUAUACACGAUCGCCCAUUUGUGGGCCUUGAAUUGUGUCGGUAUUUAUGCAUUCGUAAGGUGUGUGAACAAUCGGCAUGGCAGACGGCGCUCGGGGGAAACAGGGCAGCCCCGGCGGAUCGAGCCCUCUGCCCAGCCGCAGGAGGGCGCUGCAGUCCCCGGGCUCCCGGACCACGCACCGGCCGGGGACUCCGGGACACAGCUUCAGGAGGACGACCCUCACCAAGCCCACCUUCUGCCACCACUGCGGGGACUUCGUAUGGGGGCUGGUGGGUUUUCUCUGCGAAGUGUGUAACUUCAUGUCCCAUGAGAAAUGCCUGAAGCACGUCAAGUCGGUGUGCUCAUGUAUGGGUCCGUCUCUGGUGCGGGUCCCUGUGGCCCACUGCUUCGGCCCUGCCGGACCCAAGAGGAGGUUCUGCUGCGUGUGCCGCAAGUCGCUGGAGGGGGGGUCCGCCCUCCGCUGCGAAGUAUGCGAGUUGCAUGUCCACGCCAGCUGCGCCCCCUUCAGCUGCAGCGACUGCCGCUUGUGCCACCAGGACGGCAGCCAGGACUACGAAAUGCACCAGCAUCACUGGCGGGAAGGGAACAUGUCAUCAGGGGCACGGUGCGAGGUUUGCCGACGCACCUGUGGCUCCUCGGAGGUCCUCGCUGGCAUGCGCUGCGAAUGGUGCGGCAUCACGGCGCACGCUUCCUGUUACGUGAUCCUACCCUCGGAUUGCGGCUUUGGUCGGCUGCGCAAUAUGAUCCUCCCCCCGAGCUGCGUCCGCAUCUGCUCCCGCAACUUCAGCAAGAUGCACCUCUUCCGCAUCUCCGAGAAUUCUCAGAGCGACCUGGACUGCACUGACGACGUUGAUACCCCGGUAAUCACCAAUAAGGAGAACCAGUCCUCCCCAUCGGCAGAUUCCGGGAAGCAGACCCUGAGGGUGUUUGACGGGGAUGACGCGGUUAAGCGUAACCAGUUCCGCCUGGUCUCCAUCCCCCGGAUCACCAAGAACGAGGAAGUGGUGGAGGCAGCCCUGCGGGCCUUCUACAUCCCAGAUGAGCCACAGGACUACGAACUCCAGGUGUACAGCCAGCAGUCCCUGCUCAGCGAUGACAUCAUCAACCGCAACGGCGCCCCCGACAACAAGGCGGCCUUCAAAGACUGCGCCCCAGAGGCCUGGGUCCUGAGGGCUCGCCCCAGGGAGGCCGAGGUGUUGAAGAUCUAUGCUGGGUGGCUCAAACUGGGCGUGGCCUACAUCUCCAUUUCCAUUUCCAAGGGCAGUACGGUAGAUGCUGUCAUCAAGGAGAUCCUAACCCAGCUGGGCAAGCAGGAUGAGAGCCCUGCUGACUUCAACCUUAUAGAAGUGUUCAUGAGCAGCAAGCAAGUACAACGGCAGAUUCUUACUGGGCAGGAGCUCCUGUUGGAGAAGCUGCAGGAGAUCAAGAAGGUCUCCCUGAGGCAGAUGAACCAGACACGAUUUUACAUCGUGGAGCGCAAGAACAGCGUGGUACAGGUGCACCUGCUGCUGGGGGCCCUGCCUGCGCAGCUGUCUCAGGAGGAGUACGCAGACCUGCUGCAGGAGCACCUUGCUGCUAAAAGUCACCUGGUGACCAUCACCCACGUCUAUGCUGAACAAGGUGCUGUGGUUGUGCAGAUCUCCUGUUUCUCAGAGGCGGAGAGGAUCUACAUGCUGGCCAAAGACACUACAGUCGGUGGCAAGCAGCUGUACUCGCUGGUGAUCCCCGAGAUCAUGCGCAAGAACCUACCGCAAGGUUGCUGUCCUCUCCUGGUUUUCGUGAACCCCAAGAGUGGUGGCCUGAAAGGCCGCGAGAUCCUUUACAGCUUCCGGAAGCUUCUCAACCCGCACCAGGUUUUUGAGCUCAGCAGCGGGGGACCUCUGCCCGGGUUGCACACCUUCCGGGACAUUCCGUAUUUCCGCAUCCUGGUGUGCGGUGGAGACGGGACAAUGGGCUGGGUCCUGGGGGUACUGGAGGAAGUGCGGCACAAGCUGGCGUGCUCCGAGCCUGCCAUCGGAAUCGUCCCUCUCGGCACAGGUAACGACCUGGCGCGGGUGCUGCGCUGGGGGGCGGGCUACAGCGGCGAGGACCCCUACGGCAUCCUGGUGGCUGUGGAUGAGGCCGAGGAGGUGGAGAUGGACCGCUGGACCAUCCUGCUGGACGCCCAGGAAGCGGUGGAGGAUGACAAAGGGAACGGCGUCUUGGAGCCACCCAAGAUCGUGCAAAUGAACAACUACUGCGGCCUGGGUAUUGAUGCGGAGCUCAGUCUCGACUUCCACCACGCCCGCGAAGAGGAGCCUGGGAAGUUCAACAGCAGGUUCCACAACAAGGGCGUCUAUGUCAAGGUGGGUCUGCAGAAGCUGAGCCACACACGCAACCUGUACAAGGACGUUAAGCUGCAGGUUGACAAGCAGGAGGUGGAGCUGCCCAGCAUCGACGGCCUCAUCUUCCUCAACAUCCCGAGUUGGGGAUCUGGCGCUGACCUGUGGGGGUCCGACAGCGACUCGCGCUUUGAGAAGCCACGCAUCGACGACGGCAUGCUGGAGGUGGUGGGCGUGACCGGAGUGGUGCACAUGGGCCAGGUACAGAGCGGGCUUCGCUCGGGGAUUCGCAUCGCCCAGGGCAGCUACAUCCGCAUCACGUUGACCAAGUCGAUCCCCGUGCAGGUGGAUGGGGAGCCGUGGAUCCAGGCACCGGGCCACAUCAUCAUCUCGGCGGCCGGUCCCAAGGUACGCCUGCUGAGGAAGACCAAGCAGAGCAAGCAGAAGAAACAGUCGGGGAGCCUGAAGGAGAGCAGGACGGAGAGUCCGGCGCCGAGCGAGAGGGAGCACUGAUGCAGCCCGGCUGCCCUGAACGUUCGCGGCCGCACGCGCACAUUCCGGGAGGGAGCCGUUGAGGCCUUCGCGAGGUGGCCUUCGUCAUAAGCGCAGAGUGCUAUGGGGAUGGGGGCUGGUGGGGGAGGGGUUCCGCUCUUGAUCCUCAGUAUUUUCGUCCUCUGUUUUCGCCAACCCGCCCACCCCACACGUAAGACCGAGUUGAUCGGCUCAGUCUGUAGUCUAGAUGGCGUUCUAGUACAGCUCUUCCACGUAGCCGAAAGUCCUGUUGCCGGCGCUCGGACCCGCGUCACAGCGCCGGGGUCCCGGGUGUCGAGCUCCACGCUUCUCCUCGCCUCGACUGCCGCCACAAGAGGAGGGAGAUCGGGCUGCUGUAGAAAACAACCCCUCUCUAUCCAAAGUGACCAAAACUGGCCAGCGACACGUUCUGUAUUGUGAAAGUGGAAUUGUAACACAGUUGCUCCAGAGCGUCAUUGCGUACGUUUGCCAGACGGAGAGGAUCCCUUCAGUGAGACCUUUAAGGCUCGAGUUCUAUGGCACCUUGUCCUUCAUCUCCCCUGGAUGACACACGAAGCAGAGGGGAAGCGCGUGCCAAAUCCACGGUCACACACACACACACACACACACAACACAACACACAC